AGAUUGAAGAAUACGCUUCAGUGGCAAAGUCUCAAUCUUUCUUAAGGAGAAGAUGAGAGGUGGUAGUCUAUGGCAGCUAGGGCAAUCCAUAACACGUCGUCUUGCUCAAUCUGACAAGAAGGUUGUGUCACGCCGUUACUUCGCGUCUGAAGCCGACCUGAAAAAGACCGCUCUUUACGACUUCCAUGUCGCCCAUGGCGGAAAGAUGGUUCCUUUUGCUGGUUGGAGUAUGCCAAUUCAGUACAAAGAUUCUAUCAUGGACUCAACGGUUAACUGUAGGCAGAAUGGGAGUUUGUUUGAUGUUGCUCAUAUGUGUGGUUUGAGCCUUAAGGGCAAAGACUGCGUUUCUUUUCUUGAGACACUUGUGGUUGCUGAUGUGGCUGGUUUGGCUCCUGGAACCGGGAGCUUGACUGUGUUCACAAAUGAGAAAGGCGGUGCAAUUGAUGACUCGGUGAUUACCAAAGUGACAGAUGAACAUAUCUAUUUGGUAGUGAAUGCUGGUUGUAGGGAUAAGGAUUUGGCUCACAUUGAAGAACACAUGAAAGCUUUCAAAUCCAAAGGAGGUGAUGUCUCGUGGCAUAUCCAUGACGAGAGAUCUCUUCUCGCCCUUCAGGGUCCUUUGGCUGCUCCGGUGCUUCAACAUCUGACUAAGGAAGACUUGAGCAAGCUUUACUUUGGGCAGUUCCAGAUUCUGGACAUUAAUGGUUCUACAUGUUUCCUUACUAGGACCGGGUAUACCGGGGAAGAUGGGUUUGAGAUUUCAGUUCCAUCUGAGCAUGCAGUGGAUCUAGCGAAAGCAAUCUUGGAGAAAUCCGAGGGUAAGGUAAGGCUUACAGGUCUAGGAGCAAGAGACAGUCUCAGGUUAGAAGCAGGACUUUGUCUAUAUGGAAACGACAUGGAGCAACACAUUUCUCCUGUUGAAGCUGGGCUCACAUGGGCAAUAGGGAAGCGUAGAAGAGCCGAAGGUGGAUUUCUUGGCGCGGAUGUGAUUCUCCAACAGCUUAAAGACGGACCUACAAUCAGAAGGGUCGGUUUUUUCUCCUCAGGACCACCUGCAAGGUCGCAUAGCGAGGUUCAUGAUGAGAGUGGGAACAAGAUUGGAGAGAUCACAAGUGGAGGGUUCAGCCCGAACCUGAAGAAGAACAUAGCCAUGGGGUAUGUGAAGUCAGGCCAGCACAAGAACGGGACUAAAAUGAAGAUCUUGGUACGUGGGAAACCAUAUGAAGGCAACAUCACAAAGAUGCCGUUCGUGGCCACCAAAUACUACAAGCCAACAUGAUAUGUGUGUCUUCUUCAUCCAUGACUUUCUCUUGCUUUUGUUAAAUGACUUAUGUUUUUCCUUUGUUCUGAUUUGGCAUGAAAAUGUACGAUAUAUUGCCUCAAGGGCCGCAUUACCUAUUUCAUUUUUAUCGAAAUAAACUUAACACAUGUAAGACCAAGUUAUGAAUGUGUUCACAGAUUUGAACA
Messenger RNA from Capsella rubella, 1467 nucleotides. RefSeq names its product aminomethyltransferase, mitochondrial. The coding region runs from base 53 to 1279 and encodes 408 amino acids. Gene Ontology annotation, cellular component: mitochondrion. Gene Ontology annotation, biological process: glycine decarboxylation via glycine cleavage system. The record is from RefSeq and is a predicted model, not a curated record. The transcript is spliced from 4 exons. Lineage: Eukaryota; Viridiplantae; Streptophyta; Magnoliopsida; Brassicales; Brassicaceae. Gene Ontology annotation, molecular function: protein binding; aminomethyltransferase activity.